This is a messenger RNA of Ostrinia furnacalis (Asian corn borer), 2090 nucleotides long. Its product is annotated as trans-Golgi network integral membrane protein TGN38. The record is from RefSeq and is a predicted model, not a curated record. Bases 147 to 1709 code for a protein of 520 amino acids. Lineage: Eukaryota; Metazoa; Arthropoda; Insecta; Lepidoptera; Crambidae. The transcript has 4 exons.
GACAUUGACAGAUAAUUUCCUUAAAAAAAGAAGUUCGUCGUUUCUGGUUUUAUCGUAUUUCAUUUCCUCCAAGAUUCUAUCGUGUUUACUGAAUCGUGUUGUGAAAAGUGUAAUUAUCCUCUUGUGAUUUAUAAAAACUGAAUACAAUGUUUCGCUACUUUGCUGCUCUGAUAUUAGUGACGUUUUAUUCGAAGAGUUCGGGUGCACCUGCAAAUGGAACCGAUCUUUCUACUUUGCUAAGCAAGCUUGCAAGCACCUGUGAGAACCAAUUUAUUUCCACACAAAUCACCAGUAAACUAAAGGAAUGCCAUGUAAAUGUUCCUCCGUAUGACGAGAAAAAAAUUCAAUGUAUGUUGUUCUAUGACAUAAACAAACAACUAUGUACUGCAGUGGGAGCAUCAAAAUUGGCUCUCACCGAAGAUUUUUCCCCUAAAAUAAAGAAGGAACAAGACGUCUCCAAACUCUGUAUUGGUGCCAAAGAUUGGCAAUUCACUGAUUUGGGGGAGGUGUACAAAAAAUAUGUCAAUCUUGUGUUCACUAAUCCAAUAAUGUGUGCUAGAGUGUGCAGUGUUGACAACAAUGACUUCAUGAAUGUGGAAUCUAAUUUCUAUUGCAAGUACUUUAAAUGGGGUGCGGAGACAUUAAAGUUACAGGUAAUCGCUGCUCCUACUCAGUCUGGUUCUGCUGCUGCAGAACUUCUGCCUACUGGAACAGAUGUAAUUAAACAGCCUGAAGUAGUACCUGAGGUUCCUCAUGCACAAAGCGGCCCAGAUGUUUCUGCUAAAGAUUCAGCUGUUCCUAAACCCAAACCGGAAAACUCAGCGGAUAUUGAUGUCAAACCAGAAGGUGUUAUUGAUGUGAAACCAGAAGCUGUUAUUGAUGUCAAACCAGAUGCUGCUGACAGUGCUGUGACUUCAAAAAAAGCAAAUCCUGAAGCCACUGCUAAUGCAGAAACAAAUCCAGAAUUGCCUAUUGCGGAACAUCCCUUGAAUAACUUAGUCCCAGCUCCUACUGCCAACCCUGAAAAACCAGCAGCUAGCCAUAUCCAUAAUACUGCUGGUGAUGCUAACAGUGCAGCAUCAGUGGAUGGCACCCAAAAUAACCCAAUAGGCCACCUGGGAACCGAACCUGGGAACAAGCCAGAACGCACCAGUGUAUCUAAAGAUGAUACUGCUGCCGUUCCUAAGAAACAGGAAGGUGAAGUGGCUCCCAAUGGCUCGCUUAACAGUCAACUCGGUAAACCAAAUGCAAAUGAGGCGGACCCUGAUGACUACCAAAAUGAAUUAGAUUCAGAAGAAGUUAGAAAUGGAAUAUCAGAUAAUCAAGGCGGUGACGAUGGUGAUGAUCAAUCUUUAGGAGAGGCGGACCUAAAGCCAGACCCAAAAGCUAACAAGAAUAUGGAUUCAUCCAUCUCACAGUUUAAUGUGAAUGAUAUGUCUCAAAAAGAAUAUUACCCCAGUGAUGCGUUCCCAGAGGAUGAUGACCAUUUCUUCUCAUUCUUCUUGACUGCCAUCAUCAUGGUAGUGCUGCUCUACAUUCUCUACCACAACAAGAGCAAAGUAAGCAAAGUGAUCAUGGGUCUAAUAGUGGAGGGCAGACAGCCAGGUCGCCGCCGCAACAGCCGUGGUCACGCGUACAAACGCCUGGACACCUUAGAGCAAGCUAUGAGCGCUAACAGUGCCACCCCUCCCAGCAAAAUCAUCUACUGAACUACGGUAGUAGGCAAACAUCGAACGACGUACCUCUAGUCGGAGAUUAAAACUAACGUUUCUCAUCAAGUUGUAAAGAACAAAUUAUUUAAUUAAUACUGCAAAAUAAAAUAGCCCGUCCGCAUUCCACGCAGAGUUGUAGAGAGGAGAACCGACUUAAAACACCUACACCUCGGGUACUCUUGUCGUAUAAACCUCUACAAAAUAGUUGUAUAAUCACAUUUAUCAGCCUCCUCAGUAUUCACAUGUCUGAUGACUGAUAAGCUGUCACAAUUUGGGUGAAUAUUUUUUUGAGGUUACGAUCUUGGACCCAGACAAAAGUUUUUGUAUUAAAACACCAGAAUCCACCAGAAAAUAAGAAAUCUGGAAUAAUUAUUGUAA